UACCAGGAAUCUUCCUGGGGGCUAAAGGGCGGCCGGCGCGUAAGGCUGAAAAUAACAGCGGGUACCUGCAUUGGCACCACCGGAAUUUUUUCCAUGCAAAAGGGUCAAAUGUCUGAAUUCCCUUCUUCCCUCCUUUUGCCUGCAUCAGCGGUUUGCAGUCAGUCGCUGAUUUAAAUUCGAUCACUAAACAGAACACAGAAAAUUGCAAAAGUGUUCAGAGUAAGUAAGAUUGAAGUGCAAAAUUCUGAAAGUCUGAGAAAGAAAUAGUUAUAACCGCAAAGAAAUUGCUGAAGGUUUGAUUCUUAGGAGAGUGAGGGUUGUUACUAGUGUUGAGCAAACUCCGAGAGAAAGGAAAUACAUCCGUCUGGAAUAAGGUUGCCUCAGUCGUCACAGACUGUUACAGAAUACGGCGUUGCUAUUAUUCUACUUCGCUGUGGUGUGUUUGUGUCAGUAGUUGUAAACUUCAUGAAUUCACGAAUCGGCGGUCAGCGCAACGUUCUGCUGUAAAAUGGCGCAUAUUCAGUAUGUGGACGAAUUGAUCAGAGAGUAUUUACUGUACCGAGGGUUUAGUGGAACUUUAAAAGCGUUCGACUCUGAACUGAAAGUUGAUAAGGAUAAAAGUUUCAGAGUGGAUAAAAUAGUGGAACAAUUAUUACAGUUCAUUUAUACGUACGAUCUCGGUUCAUUGAAGGAACUAUGGGCCCAUUUGGACCAAAGAAUGUUUUCUAAAUUGGAACAUACUUUUACUCCAUCUGUUCGCAAACUGGAAAAUGCUGUACUCAAAUUUUAUCUGGUUAAUGCUGUGAUCAGUGGAAAGUUGGACAAGGUUACAGAAUUCUUUGCCAAAUACACACCAGAACUAAUUGGCCAAGCAGAAUGGAAAGAGUGGUUCAUGUUGCCAUGGGUGAAGAAUCCAGAAGAAAAUCCAGUUUUCCAAGUACAUUUCACGCGGCAGUGGCAAGACAAUCUGCUGGUUUCCUUGCACAAUCUCUUGGCUGCCAUUUUCCAGUGCAUGCCGCAACCUGUGCUGGUCAGCUUUGAGGAGGAUGCUCAAAAAAUGAAACGUCUGCAAGAGGAGAAUGAAGCGCUGCGGUUGCGUGUGGUCACCCUGCUUGAGAAUGCUCGCAAUAACGUGACGAGCGUGUCAGAUGUGACUGCUCCUGAAGUCCCUCAACCUGCUGAACUCAUGGAUGACUUCUAUGUUAUUGCACUGGAGACGAGCUCAGUUGCAGGUGAGAGUCAGGCCAAGACAUUGAAGAGUCUGAUCCGUAACAUCGGCAGUGGGCUACCAACCAGUCCGAUGCUUGGCCGGAAGGUGUUGUGCCAGUCCACUUCAGGUGCUCCUGGUAAGGUGAAAAUGGGAGGUUCAGGCAGAACAGAGGAGCAGCAGCAGUUGAAGAAACACAGCAGUGUGAAGCAACAGCAACGCGCUGUCUGGACGGCUGCAGGCAAGACAUCCAGUGCCGAAGGAGUGGCCAGUAAGCGUCAGAGUUCCACAGAGCAACCCGUGACUAGACCGACUCGUGACCCCUCUGUUGAGACUCCUGACAGAAGGGUCAAGUACCAGCAGCAACCAAUCACAUGCCAGGCUGGAUCAGCUCUAAGCAACACGGGGGCUUUCUUACUGCUUAGCCAGGAGGAGUAUGUGGAACAUCGUGCUCCAGUGUGUCACUGUCGGUUCAACUCUUCUGGAUCUACCGUUGUGAGUGCCGAUGUUGACGGCAUUGUAAAGCUUUGGACUGUGACACCCACUCCAAAAACAUUGGCGACUUUUGCAUCCAAGUCCGCUGUCAUGUCCCUGGACUGGGUGACCAAGAAUGAACGCUACUUUAUAGGGGGCAACAAGCAGGGUCUGGUUCGGCUCUAUGAUACUCGAGACAACCGUAUCGUGUGGGAGCUGGGUGCUGAUACUGUGAGCCCGUUAAAGGACGCCAGGAUCAUGACGAUCUGUUGCAGUCCUGUUGAGCCGACAUUUAUCUGUUCAGUGGCACCCCCUGUUCAGGCUUCGGGCAAAUUGCUGCUGUUUGACAUUAAAACCAAGAAGCUAGAGAUGUCCCUGACGCUGGAUUGCGCCCAGAGUGCUACUGUGGCCACAUGCUGCACGUUCAACCACAAUGGACAGUUGCUGGUGACGGGAUGCAAUGAUGGCGUUGUCAGGAUAUUUGACUUACGUCGUAGCGAAUGUAUUGACUCGUGGACAGCCCACCAAGGUGAAACCCUUGCCAUUCAGCUGACUGCAGACUUCACAGCAUGCUACACUUUGGGAUCUGAUGGAAAGCUCUGCCAACGAAGUUUAAACCAGAGUGGACAAGCACUGUGGGAGGCCACCCUUCAGAACUGCCCACCCUUGUGUAAUCUGGGAGUGCCCCAUGGGCAGCUGUUCGCAUUUGACCCUCCAGGAACUCAUGUACUGACGUGUGGCCAUAAUGGUGGCACUAUAUACCAGAUCUGUGGCAGUGGUCUCAGCCGCAUGUUGGAACUUGGUGGGCACCGGAGCCCAACACUAGCAGUUGAUUGGGCAAUAGCAAACCAGUGUGCGACAUGCGUUACCGCAUCGUCUGGAGACGGCAAGAUUAAAGUGUCAACGUUGCUGACGCCCUAGCCUCCUGUUUGAGGUGGUCGUACCAAUACUGGCAGUGCUGGAGACUACAGCUCCAUAGUGUUCUAUAUAGUGUAUGCAUAUGUAUUGCUUUCCUUUGAGUGUAAUGUUUAUUUAUGAUGGAAGUGAAGUGGCACAGAAGAUUCCCAUGUAUCAGAUGGAGGUAUGAACACUGGAGGUUACUUGUUUCAGUUAACGUAACAUUCAGAAGAAACUCUUGAGUUUCUGAACGUCAGUUUAUGAGGAAUGACGGCAUUGGGAGUUAGAGAUGCAUUUGUUAAAUGUGCAAGGCUUAUUCUUUUAGGACUUAAGAUGGUUCCCCGCAGUGAGCUUCUGAAUGUCAGUUUAUGAGGAAUGACGGCAUUGGGAGUUAGAGAUGCAUUUGUUAAAUGUGCAAGGCUUAUUCUUUUAGGACUUAAGAUGGUUCCCCGCAGUGAGCAGUGCUUCUGAUACUUGUUUUGCAUGAUUUGGGAAAUUUUGUACUGCUUGACAAAUACAGCCAGACCCAGGACAAGGACACACCCACUGUCGAAGUUUAUAAUUUGCAUGACAGAUUUUUUUUUCUGGUAGUGUGUGUGCACGCUUGGUUUCCCUUGCUGUGUAGUGCUGUAACUUACAUCUUACUAUAAUGUUGGUGUUUCUGUCAACAUCCCAUGAUGCGUAAUUGAAAUGCUGUGAAGUCUAUUACGGGAAGAAGCAAACGUAUGGCAGCUGUGCGUCCUGGCUGGAUAGGCUGAAUGUGAAUCAUGAAACAAAUAUUACGAGAGAGUCACAUAAUUUUGGUUUUAAGUCGAUCAUUUCUUUUCCUGUCCUUUCCAUGUCACUCUGCGCUAUAUGUCGCAGUGACAGUGCUUGCUAUUCCUGGACAAAAGUGGGACAUUCGUAUUGAUGUGGAUAUUUCAACAGAAUAUGUGUAACGGUUUAUAGGACGUGCCGUUAUGUAACCCAGGUUUUGUUAUGAAUCAGUAUGGCUGAAAACUGGAAUGUUGUUAGUGCAUUUAGUAAGAGCCUCCCAUGUGUCAGUUUGAGGAAUGUUUGUCUGAUGGCUUAGGUGCUGAUACUAGGCCGCGGACAGAUGCAACCUCCACACAGUUCUUUUUACUUGUUCAUGUACACAGUAUAUAUGGGAAAGUAUUGUGACUGUGAGAAUAUUUAAUCCUGAGAUUUUGGGGGAUUUACACUUUUGGAGCUGUGGUACAUAUGAAAAUUUGGUUUUUAUAGUGUUGUCGGUGUGUUUGUAUCUUUGUAUGGAUGUAUGCCUCACUAACACUGAAUGGUUGGGAGGAAUCUUAUUUGUAUUUGGUGUUCAAGAUUUAUCUAUCCUAGCUCAGUGUGGAGUGAAUCUGAACACUCGGAACUACAAAAACAUAGGCCCUGCAAAUGGGCCUCAAAAUAUGUCUCUAAACAACGCGGUAUUGUAGUCUCGCUCAUAUGUCAGAGAGUAUGUAAAGUGUCUUUGUUUUGUAAACGGAGUUGGAAUAGGAAUUUAAGGCAACAGACUGUGGUGAUGUAGACUGCAUUCAGUUGGUGGGUAGUGUUACUUGAUGCUGGUGAUUCACUAAUUAGCCCUUUCCAUGGCACACCCAUCAUAUCUUGUGUAAAACACUGACUUUCUGGUCUGGUAGGAGCAGGUAUAGCUGUCAGUGUAACAACUAGGUUUUGGGCUGGACAACUGAGAAAUCGGGGUGUGAUUCCCAGGAGGGCCAAGAACCCUUCUUCAUAGCAUCGAGCCUCACUCUUGGGCCUACCCAGCCGUUAGGGAUACUGAGGGCUGUUUCUCUGGGAGUGAUGUGGGGCUGACUUUGGAGCUGUAUGAGUAUCUCCACUCUCCCAUAUGUCUCCAUGCUGAUAGCUUUACGUUACCUUACAAAUACUGUACACUGUGGUGUACUGAUGUCCUCACAUCAGUCACACAAGAAAGUGAGGUUCAUGUAAGGUUUGAGGUUCUCACAGAUCUCGGACUACAUGGCUCUGUAUUCCAGAUAAAGAACUCUUCAAAUGAAGCCCAGAUUGCAUUAUCCUUUAUUCAUCCUGUAUUUAUAUAAGCAGAUGACAACUUUAUAUCAGCAGAAAUGUAGAACCAUUCAAAAUAUCUAUACAAAAUUACUCUUUCAUAUUAGAAACUAGUAUCGAGUCCAUUUCUUGAAAUGUUAACUUUUAAAAUUAUUGAAUUUACACACUUUAAAACAGUAGAACAACAGAAGGCACAUUGAAGAUAAGUCGUAUAGACGGUGCGAAGAAAUUAGAGCAACGUAGUAAGGCAGCAGAGUACUGAAGUUGCAAUGCAGUUCAGUUUUUCAUGUUGCGCUUCUAUGAAAUUACUGCACACAAACAGAAACAUCAGUAAGAGCUGCUCUUGUGCUUUGCAAGGAAGUAAGUGAUGCAUUUCCUGUACAGCAUUUUCAAAGUAAAACAUACCGUGUGAGAUUUGAGGUCAUGGCUGUGGCUGUGACUGUGAAAAGUAGAUGUUCUGGGAUGUGACAUCAUCUAGCCUGGUAGGCAGGUACAUACUAGCAUUUCAGAGGAACCUGCUCCCUCCAUCUUCAGGGUAGAAGAGAAAGCCAAGUAAGGUAGAAGUAUGGUUAAUGGGGACUGAGAUCAGGAACCAGUAGGAUUCGAAGGAGUGUUGAGAGAUUAUGAGGCCCUUAAAAGGUUCACU
Molecule: messenger RNA, 5258 nt
Organism: Cryptotermes secundus
Lineage: Eukaryota; Metazoa; Arthropoda; Insecta; Blattodea; Kalotermitidae
Product: WD repeat-containing protein 91
Exons: 13
Coding region: 509-2602 (697 amino acids)
Biological process (GO): early endosome to late endosome transport
Cellular component (GO): early endosome membrane; extrinsic component of endosome membrane; late endosome membrane
Molecular function (GO): phosphatidylinositol 3-kinase regulator activity; protein binding
Source: RefSeq, a predicted model, not a curated record